CCAGAGAAGUGCUGAAUGCCCUAACCUCUCCUCUUUCCCUCCUUCCGCCCAAUUCAACCACUGCGUCUCCGAAAUGCCCGGGGCUUUCAGAAUACUUUCAGCUCACAAUCUAUCCAAAUCAAGGAAGAAGAAAAGGAGAAGAAGACCUAUUUCCGCUACAAAUUCCGUAUCUCCCAAGACCGUAACAGUAGAAAUCAAAACGAAUGCAUACGAGGAAGAAGAAGAGGAAGCAGAUGUAGGAUUUAACCUAAAAACAUCAUCUUGCUCCCAAUCCCACAUCAUUCAACCUUUAGGAAACCUCCUUCUCCUCGACCCCUCAACCAAUAUCCGUAAUCCCGGCCUCGGUAACCUCCAAACUCUCUCCGAUGAGGUUCUCGUCGACAUUCUCGGCCUUCUUGGCGGUCGCGACCUUGGAAUCCUGUCAUCAGUGAGCAAAUCCCUCUACGUUUUCUCCUCGCACGAGCCUCUGUGGCGGAACCUCGUCCUCGAGGAGCUUAAAGGUGAGUUUUUGUUUUAUAAAUCAUGGAGAUUCACCUACAUUUCAUCCGUCAAUCCCUGUUUUUCCCCGUUCUCCACUGGGCCUUCGACCCUCUGCAUCAGAAAUUUUUACUCCGACUACCUCUUCCAGAGCUGGCUUUGCGCCAAUUUGGAAAUGAAGCCGGAGUGGCUCCAGAGGGAUAAUAUAGAGAGGAGGCGGAGAUUGUCCUUGGAGGAGUUUGUGAAUUGCUUUGAGGAGCUCAAUAAGCCAGUACUGCUUGAGGGAUGCCUUGAACAGUGGCCGGCAAUGGAGAAGUGGAGCAAAGACAGAUUGGUUCAGAUUUGUGGAGAUGUUAAAUUUGCAGUGGGGCCUGUUGAGAUGACAAUGGAGAGGUAUUUUCGGUAUUCAGAAAUUGUGAAAGAGGAGCGGCCAUUGUAUCUAUUUGAUUCUAAGUUUGCUGAGAAGAUUACUGAGCUCGGUACAGAUUAUGAUGUCCCUGUAUACUUCAAGGAAGAUAUGUUUUCUGUACUUGGGAAGGGUCGGCCGGAUUACAGAUGGAUUAUAAUCGGGCCGGCAGGCUCAGGCUCUUCAUUUCAUGUGGAUCCCAACUCUACUUCUGCUUGGAAUGCUGUGAUCAGGGGAUCAAAGAAAUGGGUGAUGUUUCCACCUGAGAUUGUGCCACCAGGAGUUCAUCCAAGCCCAGAUGGAUCUGAGGUUGCUUGCCCUGUGUCUAUAAUGGAGUGGUUUAUGAACUUUUAUGGAGCAUCUAGGAAUUGGAAGAAGAGGCCUGUUGAGUGUGUGUGCAAAGCAGGUGAGGUUGUUUUUGUGCCCAAUGGAUGGUGGCAUCUUGUGAUCAAUCUUGAGGACUCAAUUGCCAUCACACAAAAUUAUGUUAGCAGGAGGAAUCUCUUAAACGUGCUUGAUUUUCUGAAGAGGCCCAAUGCAAAUGAGCUCGUUUCUGGAACCAAAGAUCGAGUAAAUUUACAUGACAAGUUCAGAGCUGCCAUUGAAGCAGCUUUACCUGGGACAAUUACUCAGCUUGCUGCCAAAGCCAAGGAGAAGAUGGCUCAGAAUAAGCAGCUAAACUUCUGGGAAUCUGUCGCUGAUGCAAAUACCGGAGGAUUCAAGUUCUCUUUCUAAGCUGAUUGCAUCCAAAUUUUAGAGAAGUAUCUUUCUUUAUUUAAAUUUUUGUUCAGAAUCUACUGAUUCUAACUAUGAGGCGCAGAUUAUUAAGAUGCAUAUGAGAAUGUAGAAUAGUCCUUUGUUAGAAUUAAAAUAAAUGCCAAGUUCUUUAUA
Dendrobium catenatum is the source of this 1774-nucleotide messenger RNA. Its product is annotated as F-box protein At5g06550. Gene Ontology annotation, molecular function: cis-regulatory region sequence-specific DNA binding; protein binding. The transcript has 2 exons. The record is from RefSeq and is a predicted model, not a curated record. The coding region runs from base 74 to 1618 and encodes 514 amino acids. Lineage: Eukaryota; Viridiplantae; Streptophyta; Magnoliopsida; Asparagales; Orchidaceae. Gene Ontology annotation, cellular component: nucleus.